UUGGGUUAUGCCGGGAUUACGAUGAAUUUAACGUAACGGAACGCGACGGACGCGAAGUAACGUAACGUGAACUUAAGAAAUUACGAUCGCCGUAACGUGAAGCAGCGUGCAUUUGAAAAAUGAUUUGACAGCGUGGUGUGAAUAGAAGAUUUGUUGUCAUUCUCGUUGGUAGUUCCUGCUUGGUAAUUCCAAAUGAAUUCUGCUAUGAGGCAUUAUUAUCAGUAUUUAAACUUAAUUUUGGCCGGAUAUUUGUAUCUUCAACUGCGGAAGAAGAAACGAGUACGAACCGUUGGUGUGAGAGAUUUUUCGGAGAAGAACCCAGUUUGGUGAUGGACAUAAUUUACUUGAAGAACUCCGUUUUCGUGAUCUACAUUUUUUUUUUAUUUACACAAGGAUGAAUGUCCAAAGGUAAGAUUUAAUGAUUGUCUAGUAUAAAAUAUAAUCAUUUUUACAAAUUAAUGUCUGCUUUCCUACAUUCUGGUACCUCUUGAUCUUGCUUGGUCUACUGAUAAAGAAGCGCUUAGAUAAAUAUUUUUCUGGCACAGAGUUUAUUUUUACAAAUUAUAUGUUCGCUUUCUUAGAUUCGAGUAUCUCCUGAGCUUGGUUGGUCCACUGAUAAAGAAGCGAGAAAUGUACACUGCUCUUUCACCCACUCAGAGGCUUGCUAUGACAUUGAGGUGGAGACUUUUACUGCCGUGGAAGCUACACCUCAUAGACCUGCCGCCCCGAGUACUACGCAUCCGGCUCCUACCCGAUCCGACCAAUCCGAGCACUCCUGGGAUAUCUGUCUGCGGCGAUGCAGACUGACCACAUCUUCUGGACGCCUCUUUGAGCUCGGCCUCCUUGAAUCCGUUCAGGGGGUGGACACUUCUUUGUAUAAUCUCGGAUCGUCGAAUAGUUCCACCCAGUGCCACAUAGGCUAGAUGGCGCAAGCGUUAUUACCAACACAAUCAAAAGUAAUCAUGUAGGUGAGCGCGUCACGUGAUUACUAAUACAGUGUCUGCGGUCAACAAAGUCAAGCAAAGAAAGUUAACAGUCAACGUACGUUGUGUGCAAUACUCCAUCAUCAGUUAUUAUGAGACAAGCAUGUAUUGUGCCAGGUUGUGCUUCAAAUGCACGAACCCCGGCACACAUAUUCCCAAAGAAUGUUAAUCAACGUUUGUUAUGGCUAAAAAAAUUAAAAAUAGAAAACAUAGAACAUGUUAUAAGUCUUGCAAGGUGCAAACUACGUGUCUGCUAUAAAUAUUUCUCUGAUGACGAUUACAUUUAUUCUGCCAAAUGUAUAGCAGCAAGUAAUAAUAUUGAUUCUCAGCAAGCCUUAAUAUCUGAUUGCAACUUAGAAUUUUGUCCAGAUAUUAUUGCAUUAGAACCACUGCAGUCAGCACAUGAAAAUCAAGACAUUAGAUAUGCUACAUACAUACAAGAGCAUGACAUGAACAGUAAUAGAAGUAAUGAAGUAAUGAACAGUAGUAUAGAAGUAAUGAACAGUAAUGAAGUAAUAGAAGAAACAUUAUUGUCUAAUGCAAUAAUGGAACAUGUGCAACAUACUGAAGGCGAAACGAGAGACAAAGUUACAAACUUUGCAUAUAAAAGACAUGAAAGGCAGGAUGAAGUGCUAGCUACCCCAAAUCGAAGACAACAAGAAACUAAUGUACGUUUGUUCAAACGAAGAACGUUACUACUAGAUUGUAGAAGACAAGCUGAUCUUACACCAAAAGCAGCCAAGUUGUAUAAAAUAGCAAGAAACCUUUUUAAAAGAAAAAGGUGCAUAGAAGCACAAAAUUCUAGUAUGAGGAGGAUUUUAAGAACGAGUAAACGUCUUCAGAGUACAAAUUUUAUUGAACAAUACGAAGGACUUUCUAAAACACAAAGAAUAUUAAUUCAGAUGCAAUUACGGACUGCCCAACAGCCAUCCCACAUCGAACAAGCACAUUUAUCAGUAUGUGCAGAACGUGCUGAUCAGCCGUUCAACACGGACUACAUGUUUGUGGUCAGACGAUAUACCGUGGAUGAAAAGAUCCUAGCCAUAUCUCUUUUGCAGCGUUCCCCUAAAUGUUAUUCAUUGAUACAAAACUUAUAUAAUAUGCCUAGCUCGAAAACGUUGAAACGUCUACUACAGAAAGUUGUAUUAAAGCCUGGCUUAUGUAAAAUUAUUAUAAGAUAUUUACAUGAGAAAGCAAAAAAGAUGCAUAACAAGGACAAAUAUUGCAUUCUCAUGUGGGACGAAAUUGCUUUAACACCACACAUACAAUAUGACUCCAAAAAUGAUCUUAUUACUGGCUUUGAAGACUGGGGGAUGAGGAGAACUAAUAAAUUUGCAGAUCACGUUCUAGUGUUCAUGUUACGAGGCUUAUACAGUGGCUGGAAAAUGCCAAUUUCAUUUGGAUAUUGCGAUAGCCAAACUAAAACACCUCAAUUACUGCGUUGUAUAAAGCAAAUAAUUACUGCUGUAAACAAAACUGAACUUGAAAUUGUCGCCACUGUUUGCGAUCAAGGAUCCUCCAAUGUGGCAGCAAUCAAUACAUUGUUGAAAGAUACUGCACGAAAAUUGUGGAAACAGGGAACAGAACACCGCCGUGCAUUCGAAGUAGAUGGUAAAGAAAUUAUACCAUUUUUUGAUCCUCCUCAUCUAAUUAAAGGUGUACGCAACAAUUUGCUUAAUAAAGAUUUGGAAAUUAAUAUUUCACGUACAAGUAAAAGCAGACAAUUUGCUUCGUGGAAAACGAUUGAAUUAGCCUACAAAAUUGAUACCAAUGUUAAUAAUUUUAAUCGUAUGUUAUCGAAAAUUACGGAAGAACAUGUGGUUCCUGACAAAAUUAAAAAAAUGAGAGUGAAAAAUGCUACACAAAUAUUUAGUAGCACCUUCUCAGCUUAUAUUGGGUUGUUUUCCCAUAUGCAAGGGCAUGUUGAUACGCGAAUAGGUCCUUUAAGUAUACCUAAAGAAGAAGCAGUUACAAUGAGCAAGACACUACAGUUUUUUAACGAUUUAUUUGACUCCGUAAACGGAUACACAACAAAGCCGGAAGCACCUUUGCGCUCAGUGGUAAAAGAGAAUAGUGUUCAUCACGAAUUUUGGAAGGAUGCCAUACGGCGUCUUAAGGCAAUGAGAUACGUACAUCCUGUUUCGAAGAAACCAUUGACAGGAUCUUUAUGUAUACAAAAUUGGAUUAAAAGUAUUGACGCUUUUCAAGAUUUAUGGACAGUAUUGCAAGAAAAAGAUUUUAAACAAUUUAAGCCACGUUACGUCAACCAAGAUCCUUUGGAAAAUUUCUUUGGAUGUAUACGCUCGACAGGUGGCAGGGAUAUUAAUCCCACUUGUACCAACUUCUGUGGAGCAUACAAAGUGCUACUUAUUAAUAAUUUAUCAUCGCGACAUUCAAUCGGACAAAAUUGCGAGAAUAUUUGUGAUGGCCAUUUGUUAUUCUCUUUAAAAGAUUUUAUUUCUGAAGCACAUGAAGAUGACGCCAAGUUUGAUGAGGUCGAAGAAGAUGAAUGCGCUCACAUCGUUGAAAGUUCCUCAGAAGAAAUAAAUGAAAACAGAUGUAACUUACAAGAUAGAAGUGUAUAUAAUAUAUUAAAAAAUAAUUUGUUAAUAAAAGCAUCAUUCAAGCACUGUGCUGCAUGUAGAGCUACUAUAACAGACAGUGCAAUCUUGCAACAAAUACUGAAAAGGGCAGAAACUUUGGUGAAGAAAUAUAUUACCAGAUUUUGCUUUAAGUCUAAAAUUAAAAGUAUUAUUGAACGUGAAAUGGAAAAACAAUUCGAUUUCACCUUUAUAAAAUGUCAGCAACAUGAUGCACAACUGAAAAAUGCAAUAUUGUCUACUAUUAUUACUACCUGCCUUAAAAAAUUUUGUACAGCAGUAAAUAGAUGUUUUAAUAGCAAAUAUACAUCUACAACGAAAAAUCCUGUUCUCAUAUUCGCCCAAAUAAAGUAUCGAUCAAGGAUAAAAAAAAAACGUGAACCAAAAUCAGUACAACAAAAUGGAGAUGCAGUACAGAAAUAAAAAUACUUUUUGCCAGAACAAUUACAAAUCAGAAAUAAAGUACGAUUUUGAACAAGGUAACGCACGAAGACUAAGUCACGGAUUGGAGAACAGAACAAAAGCUGAAUUCAGAAACGGCCGGAUUAAGCGUAUAUUAUAUUAAUGGAUUAUUUUAUAUAAUGGAGCGUGUUUGUAAUAGCCAAACCGGUGCUUAGGUAACAAUUAAGAUUCGUAUAUGUAGACGUUGCUGGCGCAUACGGCUUUACAUCGUACAUUUAAAAUUAUUAUAUACUUUUGCUAAACUUGUAUACACCAAAUCUAAUUUUAUUUUA
Molecule: messenger RNA, 4317 nt
Organism: Temnothorax curvispinosus
Lineage: Eukaryota; Metazoa; Arthropoda; Insecta; Hymenoptera; Formicidae
Exons: 10
Coding region: 1076-4006 (976 amino acids)
Source: RefSeq, a predicted model, not a curated record